AUGUCAAAGAAAUUUCAACUUGUGAAUUUUGAUGGUCAAGGACCAUCAACUUCUAGAACAGCCAAGAUUGACUGGAAGCUCUGUAUGCUAUGCCAAGAACAUACGGCAGAGUCAUUGAGAUGUCCUUUGCAGAACACACGAGCAGACAAGGGGAGUGGAUACACUUCACUUGCAGAGCAUUUAAUCCAGUUUAAUGAAGUUGGCCAGCUCCCUUCAACUUUGGCAAUUGAAAGACUCGAUGAGGGUCAUGGUAUUGAAGCUGCCAUGGUUGCAAACAAAGCUCAACACCAUCAUAAAUGCAGGCUGAUGUACAAUGAGAUCAUGUUGAAAAGAGCAAAAAAGAGAGCAUACAGCGAAAGUCCUGAUCAACAGUCAGAAUCCAAAGUCAGAAGGUCCCAACCAAGCCAGACUCCUGAAAUGAGACAGGACAUCUGUUUCUUCUGCAAGCAGCCUACUGGCAAUGAAGGCCUUCAUGAGGCUGCAACAUUUCAGGUGGACAAUCAAGUGCAUGCUGCUGCAACCCUACUUCAAGACACAGAAUUGCUUGGGCAACUUAGUGCUGGGGACAUGGUGGCCAUUGAAGCAAAGUAUCAUACCAGAUGCCUAAUUGGUCUCUAUAAUCGUGUCAGACGGGCAAACUUAGAAGGUCUUGAGGGUAAUGGCCAGGGACAUGCAGCAUCAACCUCUGGUGUUGUGUUAGCUCAGUUGGUGCUUUAUAUAGAAGAGACCAGACAGCAUGAUGGGUCAGCACCUGUAUUUAAACUGUCUGAACUUGUCCAGCUCUACAAGUCACGGAUGGAACAGCUAGGUGUAGAGGUUGAUAGCAGAGUUCACUCUACACGGCUGAAAGAGCGACUUCUUUGUGAAUUCCCUGAUAUGCGAACUUACCCCAAGGGAAGAGAUGUCCUGAUGGCCUUUAAAGAUUACAUCCGCACUGCUCUUGCCAAAGCCUGUGAGCAGGAUAACAACGAAGAUGCCAUGCACAUUGCACGUGCUGCACAGAUUGUCCGACGUCACAUCUUUGGUGAGGCCAAACCACAUAAUGGUUUUCCCGAAAAACGCCAGAAGGACUCUGUCCCACAGCUGUUACUUACCCUUGUAAACAUGAUUUUAGAGGGAUCUAGCAUCAAAGACCAGAUGGAAGACGCAACAUCUUCUGCAGCAGGACUUACAAUUGCUCAGUUGCUGAAAUCCAACAGUGUUAAGCACAAGCGGGCACCAAACACCACAGCUUUCGUCAGACACAGUACUGCACAGGAGAUGCCAGUUUCAUUAUACAUAGGACUGAUGCUGCAUGCCCACACACGGAAGAUGAGCUUUGGUUGGCUUUUGGAACUGGGAAGAAUUUCAGAUGCUUGGCAGCCCAUGAAAUUGCAGCAGGGCUAG
This is a messenger RNA of Xyrichtys novacula (pearly razorfish), 1386 nucleotides long. The record is from the annotation of a GenBank genome assembly. NCBI's taxonomy places the organism in Eukaryota, Metazoa, Chordata, Actinopteri, Labriformes, Labridae.